UGAGUUUACUGUGUUACACUAACACCAUGUAUAGUGUGAAAAAAACUUGCAAACGAGAGAUCAUUCCAGCUGGGCAAGUUGAAGCUUAUCAAUUCCACCGUAUCCGAGUGAAACAAGCGACUCCAACUGUGGAUAUGGAUCCUCCCGAUGAGAGACUGCAUGUUUUCUUCGAUGCAAAAAAAUUACAGCUAGAACGUGAAAGACAGACACGAAUAGUUCGAGAUAAUUUUAUUUUGCUUCAGAAACUUCAGAACAUAAUGCAAGGGUCUUCAGUGAGAAAGCAGCCCCUUACGCAAGGGAAGUCCAAGUGUAUAAGAACUCGUUGAAUGACAAUAACUUUUACAAAUUAACGUAGCAGCUGCGAAUAAUGGUUUAUUUUGAAUACUGUAGCUCCUGUAGUACUUUAUAGAAACAUACAACAUUUUACAAUUUUAUAGUUACUUGUAUAAGAAAAUAUUCCACACCUUCAAAGCGAAAAAAAUUCAGUUCAAGAGGAUUAAAAACUAACCACAAUUUGGUUGAUUUUGUAUGAAAUCUGAUUCUUAUUUUUAAUUAAUCAUUAUUGAAUAUCAACAUGACUUUGUUGUUCUUCU
This is a messenger RNA of Belonocnema kinseyi, 593 nucleotides long. RefSeq lists its product as uncharacterized. Bases 27 to 326 code for a protein of 99 amino acids. The transcript has 2 exons. The record is from RefSeq and is a predicted model, not a curated record. Lineage: Eukaryota; Metazoa; Arthropoda; Insecta; Hymenoptera; Cynipidae.